AUGGAGCCAACAACACCGCGCCCAUACACGGCAAACCCGUUGCUUCUCAUGCUCAGCGACCUAGGUCUCUUUGCCAGCAUAACUUUUACAAGGUCCUGGUCGGCCGGACUUCCAAGCAUCGUCUUGCCAAUAUCGUCUACCAAUCACCUUGACGAACUCGCGGUGACUCCAGGAAAUCUCUGGGCUAUAUUGUUGCACGGUACCCUCAUAAUCGGCCAAACACUGUUUUUAUUCUCUCUUUUCCCGUUAGCAUUCGGGUUGUUGCCUAGCGUAUACUUUCUGUACAUUGUUGGUUUCGUGGCUGGGAAUCAAGCGGUAUCUGUUCUCUUGAAUGGUUGGCGACAGCAUACUCUCAUUACUUCAGAUCCUCAAUGCGUCGAGGGCUGGGCCGCUCAUCCAAACGAAAAAUGGGUGCUCAUCAAUGGUGUUGCUGUCGGACGCCAUUGGUUGCGAUCCAAUCUGAAUCGCCUCGCGAUGACUUUCAGACGCCCAGUCCACGCGAUACAUAACCAGACAAGAGGCAUCAUAUUCGACGUCUUGGAAUGUAUCGUACAGCGAGAUUUGAACUACGCUACACUGGACAUCCGACAGGCCUACUCUGCCUUGAUCAAUAUUCUUUCCGACGACCAGGUGCACAAGGUUGUCCUAAUCCUUCACAGCCAAGGUGCUAUUGAAGGUGGAAUGGUACUCGAUUGGCUCUAUGCGACAGUAUCGGCCAAAGACAUCCGCAAGCUUGAAAUCUACACAUUCGGCAACGCGGCAAACCACUGGAAUGCGCCCGCGAAUGGAGGCGGAAGCAACAGUUCGCUGUCGACCGCUUUAGAUUCGUCAAACGGAGUGCUGCAAGACAACCAGAGUCAACGACUGGUCAAGUAUAUUGAGCACUACGCCAACACAGGCGACUACGUCUCUCGUUUCGGUAUUCUCCAUUUCAGGCCUGACCACGCACGGCCUAACUCUGCUGUUUCUGGCACGACACCGGCACGCCGGACACCCUCGGCGAACAUUGAUCCCAGAAUCGAAGACAAGAACCGCUUUAUUGGACGGCUAUUCAAGCGCGAGGGUUCUGGCCAUCAACUCAACCAGCAUUAUCUUGACAACAUUUUCGAAAUGAAAAACGUCGACACUUCGGUCCUGAAGAAGGGCAGGGUGAAGGACGGCAACCCAUAUAUGGACUCGCAGGUGGACGUUGCUGCCAUUGAAUGGGACACCGUGCAAUCUAUCGAUUCUACUAUAGACGGCUCUGGAAAUGGCCGUGCAGCCAACGCUGGCACAGGUGGCCCGACCAAACAGAUCAAACAGGAGAGUCGCUUGUGGGGCUACAGGAAUGGUGGCGAUCCGGAUCAAGAUGCCCAAAAGGCAAGAUGAAUUCCGAUGUGAGCGAAAUCAAAGAGACAUGUCAGUUUUGAAGUUGUCUUGCCAGGUCGGAGUAUAUAUCUCCCUAAUAUACGUCCUGGAGCAUGACAUCAGAAGUCUGCUAUCUACUUACUAUCCAUCCUCUCAUUAUCACAUUGCAG
Exophiala xenobiotica is the source of this 1517-nucleotide messenger RNA. RefSeq lists its product as uncharacterized. Bases 1 to 1368 code for a protein of 455 amino acids. The record is from RefSeq and is a predicted model, not a curated record. Lineage: Eukaryota; Fungi; Ascomycota; Eurotiomycetes; Chaetothyriales; Herpotrichiellaceae. The transcript has 4 exons.